CAACUGCAGAAUCUCAGAGGAGAAGACAAUAACAUGAGACUCAUUUAUUCAGCUUCACCAAACGGGUUUCCUCAGCCCUUCCCGAACACACUGAUGACAACAGUGACGUAUCUGGGCGCAUGACUAGUGAAUGCUGUGAGGAGGCGCAAGCCUGGGGCCGUGGAUCAGUUGUUAUCAUCUGUUCAAAUGAUGAUAAUUAUACAUGUAUAAUGUAUAAAGCGGCUUUACAGCGAGACCCUGGUUUCUUUUAGACCCAAUUUCCUGAUACACGGGCCACUGGGCUCCUGUGAAAUGCGUGGCCGGAAGGGGGCUCAUUUAGUGACCGCUCAGCCAAGAGAAGGAAGCUUUGCUGUAGGUCCAGGAGGAUCUGAAGCCAAAACAAAGAGGAGUCGGUGCCCGCUUCCUCAGGGCUGGUGAACGUUGAGAGGGAGUGUCAUCUUCCCUGUAAGUCCCCUGCCCAAGCCUGUCGGGUCUUUGGAAACCUAGAAAGGGCGGAGAAAGGGCCCUCCUGCUCUGUGGCCAGCGGAUCUGCAAGGACUGAGUACGGGGGUCACAGGACCCUGACAUUCCAGCCUUCACUUACUAGCUGGGAAAGAGGCCUGGAAAGUUCAUCACUCCUCUCCCCAACUAAACAGAGUGAUAGACACUUUUUCCUUUGGCUGUGAUACAGUAAGAGUGACGACCAUCACCAGGUUGGAGGCCAUGAAGUAACCCCCUCAGAAAUGCAUCGGAAAUACUGCCGCGGCUCCCGGGAAGGUUCUAGAGCUCACAGCGUCUGCGAGGAACAGAAUGGGGGUGGGGGGGGUGGGGUGCUGCAGGCACAUGCUCCCCGUGCAGUUUGCAUCCCUUCCUGUACUCCUGGGCUGGCUGGCCUCAGAAUUUCCAUGUUGGCCUUUCUGAUAGCAACUAGGAGUUGAAACAAGAGGGAAGGAGGUAAAAUGCCCACGAAUUCCAAGGAAAGCGAAAUUAGGCUUGCCAGCUGGAUUCUGAAUGAUUUUAGGUCCCACAGGAGGCCACGAUCCUCUGACUCUUUAGACACAAAUUAUAACCCCCUUCAGAAUGGCCUCCGUAUCCUCCCCACCCCAGGAGUCUUCUCAGCACUGUCCACAUUUUGCUUCUUGCUCCAACCGUCUUCCAGGAUGACAGAAGAGACUGUGUGGUGCAGGGCAGAGAGAGGACUGGGCCAUCCGUGUGGUCAGGCCAGGAUGUCAGAAGCCAUCCUUCAAAGAUCAGCACCCCCUCAGCCCCCCAGCAUAGAGGACCCCAGGUUGGUACAGUACAUGCACCUUGAACAAGAGGGACUUCAAGGCAUCUCAACCCAAGGCAGCUUCAGACCCAAGGAAGGGUCUGUCCACGUGGGGAAAGUACGACAGACCUUGUGCACAGUCUCGGAGGAGAGCUAGAUGUUCGGGGCCGACACUUCCUGGUCGGUAAGUCCUGCUUAGGGAGGAGGCAGAAUCCUUGCUUCUGGUGAGGCAUGCCUUCCGCUAAGGCCAUAACAGGCCAGGUCCUCCCAGAGGGCGAUUUUGCAGGUGGCCCCCUUCCCCCUUGCAGGAGGGAAACCUCAUGGCUUUGGAACCCGACCUGUCCCUCAGCUCAGUGGCUGAGGCACCCGAGGCUCAAAGCUGUAGUGAUACUCCGGGCCAGGAUGUGGGACCGGGGCAUUGUGACCUCAGCAGUUCUGCCCACAGAGAGGCAGUCAUCCUCCCCCACCUUGGCCUGUAAUCUGCACGGGACGGUGGCCUGGUCACAGGGGCCCGUGGUGGGGAGGUUGGGAAGUUAACACUCUGGCCUCCGCCAUCAUGUCGGCCAAGAGGGCAGAACUGAAGAAAUCAAACCUGAGCAAGAACUACAAGGCAAUGUGCCUGGAACUGAAGCCCGAGCCGACCAAAGUAAGAAGCUCUUUUGAGACCAUGCCGGCAGCCAGGCCUGAGACCCGUGGGGAGGUGACUUGGAGUCAGGGGUCGUUCGCUGUUCCUGGCGGCCAAGACCUGUCCCAGACGUAUGACUACAAGGGAAUUAAACAAGAAGGGCUGUUUACCAAACCAGGAGGGACACACGAGCUAAGGACUGAACUCAGGGAGGUGAAGGAAGAGCUCAAGGAGAAAAUGGAUGAGAUCAAACAGAUAAAGGGCAUAAUGGACAAGGAUUUUGAUAAACUCCAGGAAUUCGUGGAGAUUAUGAAGGAAAUGCAGAAGGAUAUGGAUGAGAAGAUGGAUGUUUUAAUAAAUAUGCACAAGAGCAGCAAUCCCCUUAGAAGAGGUCCACAGGAGCAGCAGGAGUUCAGGCUGACGGCAAAGACGGACACAGACCCACAGCUCCGGCUCAAGAAAGUGGAUGGAGCUGAUGGCAUGCCACUCACUCUCCACGAGAAGAUGAUGGCACUUCAGAAACCAAAAAAGGACCCACUGGAUUCCCUUCAUCAAGGCAGGAUCUGCUGCGAAAGAUGUUUGUUGUGUGCCCAAAAGAACAACUACAGUCAGGGGAGAAAACUUCCAUGCCAUUCCUGGGCACCCUUUUCAUCCUUGGCAUCUGGAGCUGCUUUCUGAUUUAUCUAUGCUUCAAGCCCUAUGCGGGGGAAGGUGUGCUUCCAACCUAGAGCCACCACAGAGCCCACCGGCAGCCCUGGCCCUUCCUCUCCGCUCCCUGAGCUGCACGAUGAGGGCGUGGGGCCCUCUGACACGCCACCCCACCCCAGACCUCCUCCCACCUGGAGAUUAAAACCCUCACUUUAAAGCCAAA
Herpailurus yagouaroundi (jaguarundi) is the source of this 2742-nucleotide messenger RNA. It is a transcript of the gene TEX35, whose product is annotated as testis expressed 35. The record is from RefSeq and is a predicted model, not a curated record. The coding region runs from base 1803 to 2549 and encodes 248 amino acids. Gene Ontology annotation, cellular component: nucleus. The transcript is spliced from 9 exons. NCBI's taxonomy places the organism in Eukaryota, Metazoa, Chordata, Mammalia, Carnivora, Felidae.